UCUUCCUUGGCAGAAAGAUGACUUUCAAGAUUGCUGUAUACGUUGCCUUGUUGGCUGUUGCUCUUGCUGACUCUGGCCCUAGAUACAGUCCUCCUACUCCUUCCUACAGUCCUCCUCCUCCAACAUACAACGCCCCUGCUCCAGCCCCUUCUGGACCAGCACAGUACGACUUCAACUAUGCUGUGAAGGACGACUACUCUGGAAACGACUUCGGUCACCAAGAAAGCCGAAACGGAUAUGACACUCAGGGUACCUACUACGUCCAGCUUCCUGAUGGUCGUCUGCAGACGGUGACCUAUACCGUAAACGGCGACUCCGGUUACGUAGCUGAAGUUUCUUACCAAGGAGAAGCCCAGUACCCAGCCCAGGAGCCUUCUAGGUCCUACCAACCAGCUCCUUCUCCAUCCUACCAACCUGCUCCCACCCCUGCCUACGGCUAAUCUUUCACAUCGAUACACUAGAUCCUGUAAAAAGAAUAUGCCUUUAAUUGUAAAUAAAAUACUUUGUU
Messenger RNA from Penaeus indicus, 508 nucleotides. RefSeq names its product pro-resilin-like. The coding region runs from base 18 to 440 and encodes 140 amino acids. The transcript is spliced from 3 exons. The record is from RefSeq and is a predicted model, not a curated record. NCBI's taxonomy places the organism in Eukaryota, Metazoa, Arthropoda, Malacostraca, Decapoda, Penaeidae. Gene Ontology annotation, cellular component: extracellular matrix.